Messenger RNA from Triplophysa dalaica, 1340 nucleotides. RefSeq names its product hairy and enhancer of split related-7 (gene her7). The transcript is spliced from 5 exons. The record is from RefSeq and is a predicted model, not a curated record. Bases 430 to 1086 code for a protein of 218 amino acids. Lineage: Eukaryota; Metazoa; Chordata; Actinopteri; Cypriniformes; Nemacheilidae. Gene Ontology annotation, molecular function: DNA-binding transcription factor activity, RNA polymerase II-specific; protein dimerization activity; RNA polymerase II cis-regulatory region sequence-specific DNA binding. Gene Ontology annotation, biological process: anterior/posterior pattern specification; regulation of transcription by RNA polymerase II; regulation of neurogenesis. Gene Ontology annotation, cellular component: nucleus.
GUUCGAGUGAGACAGAAGGAGACGUGCAAUGUUUUAUCAUAAAUAAUUAUGGUCGUUUGUCGUUAUUACAAAAAAGUUUCACUCAAAGACGCUUACUUGAUUUGCACACGAAAGACUUUGAGAUGAAAGCAAAUGGCACGCGUAGGACUACUGAAGUGUCAGAUGAUGUGCUUGCAUUUGAAUAAGAAUGUGUCAGCAUCACUAGGCAUGGGACUUUAGGGAUUGGCCUGUGGUAAACAAUGGGCGCGGCUUGUGACGUCAGUGUCCGAAAGCACAUAAAUACCCGUUGGCUACCUCAGACAUGCAUCUCACGAUUGUCUGCACACUGCAAAAAGAGAUCUGUCUCAGCAUACUUGACUCGAAACAACACGUGGAUUUUAUUGGAUUGUAUCAUUUCUGAGAAACAUUAUUCUUUGGAGUACAUGCGGAAUGAAAAUCCUCGGAGAGACUGAACACAUCAAAAUGGACAGAAAGCUGUUAAAGCCACAGGUAGAAAGACGAAGGAGAGAGAGAAUGAAUCGGAGUCUGGAGAACCUGAGAGCUUUGCUCCUGCAAGGACCUGAGCACACUAACCCCAAUCAAAGAAGGAAAGAGAAGGCAGAGAUCCUGGAAUACACCGUCCUCUUUUUGCAAAACUCAGUUGCUAAGAAUGCGAAGGAUGAAGAAGAAAAAGAAAAGUGUAAGUUUAUGGACGGCUUCUCUACGUGUCUUGAAAAAGCUGCUGGUUUUCUGUCCGAUGAAGGUGAGGCUCGUGGGUUCCAGGGUUCGGUCACAGCCACACUGUGCCAACGGCUGAAGCAGCCCUGUGUACCGGCCCACAUUAGACUGCCUGUCAAACUCCAGACCUCCUCCAGAAUGAAGGUUCCAGAGUCACAUGCACAGCAGCAUCAUCGGCUGCAGACACCCGUCUGCAAACAAGGACUCUCUGCUGCUUUCAGGAACAUUGUGUUGCACCACAACAGGUUUCCUCACAGAAGCACAGAGCCCAAUAUGCUUCAGUGUCAUGAAAACACACAUUCAGCAGCCCGGCCGACAUCUCAACUCCAACCCCCUGUCAUUCAACCGAUGUGGAGACCUUGGCCUUGAAAGUCUUUCAAAGAAAUAUAUAGAGACAUGGACUCAAAAUACUGGGGCUUGUGUAAUAAUCUCAUCCGUAAUAUAGGAUGUGGACAGACAUGUUUAUUUCUAAAAUGAGUUUAUGAUGUGACAUCAUGUUGAAAAUGUAAAAUGUGUACAUAUGUAUGAUAAGUGAUGGCAAUAUAUUUUUACACAGAUGUUUUUUUUUUUUGCAUGAUCUGUAUACUGGGUGUAUGAUCUGUAAUGCAUAACAGAUGUAUUUA